AUGGAUAUUCCUUCCAUCUCGCGUGCUAUGAACUGCAAUAGAUUUGAAGAAAUCAGACGAUUUCUUCACUUCAAUGACAAUACGUCUCAAGCUCCUCAAGGGCAGCCAGGGUAUGAUAAGCUUUUCAAGAUACGUCCAUUUCUAAACAAAAUUCGUGAACGUUUCUUGCUUGUUCCUAAGGAGGAACAUAUGGCCGUAGACAAACAAAUAAUCCCGACAAAAGCGCGAUCAAGCCUCAAGCAAUAUAAUCCCAAGAAACCACAUAAGUGGGGAUACAAGGUUUUUGUUCUAAGUGGAUUUUCCUAUGAUUUUGAUUUUUAUUGUGGAACUACUACUCUUGAAGAUGAUCAACCAGGAAGUUAUGAGCAGAGCUUGUACUUUAGAAAGAAAAAGAGGGAGGUCAAGUACUAG
Acanthoscelides obtectus is the source of this 411-nucleotide messenger RNA. Lineage: Eukaryota; Metazoa; Arthropoda; Insecta; Coleoptera; Chrysomelidae. The record is from the annotation of a GenBank genome assembly.